AUGGGUAAGAGAAAGACUAAGAAGGUGGAGGUUAAAAAGAGUAAAGUACCAAAGUUGGAUAAGGAGUUUAGUUGCCCAUUUUGUAAUAAUGUUAAGACCGUUGGUGUCAGAAUGAACCAUAAAGAAAGAUUGGGGCAUUUAUCAUGUAGAGUAUGUGGUGUGGAGUAUACUUCUAGAAUUGGAAAAUUUGAUGAAGCUGUUGAUAUAUAUUCAAAUUGGAUAGAUAAAUGUUAUGAGGUAAAUAAUAUGGCACAGUCUACCUCCUCAUCUGCAACAGAUCAGUUAAUAAUGAAUGAAAAUGGAAGAUUAAUAGGAGAUAAUAAUGAUAUUAAGGCCACUCAAGGUGCAGGUAAUAGUGAUUUGGUAAAUAGUAUGAUUUAUUCAAGAAGUAAAAAAAAGAUUUCAUUUUCUAUGGAUGAUAAUAUUAACGAAGAUAAUUAUUCAAAUGAAAACUUGAGUAGAGAUUUGAGAAAUUUGAAUCCAGAUGAAGAUGAAGAGGAUGAUUAUGAAGAUUUGAAAGACUUCAUUGUAAAUGAUAAUGAGGAGGAAACAAAAAGAAAUGAUGAUAAUAAACAGUUACCACAAUUAUCUAAUGAUGAAAUAAUUGAAAAGAUGAAGAAGGAUUUGGAGAUCAACAAAUCUAGGAAGAUCAAGGAAGAUUCAGGUAUUUUUGAUAUAAAUGAUAUAACAAAAUCUUCAUCAAUGGCAAAGUCAUUUACUGUAAAUGAAGAUGAUGGUUUAUUUAGUGAUUAA
This is a messenger RNA of Cryptosporidium ubiquitum, 753 nucleotides long. RefSeq lists its product as uncharacterized. The transcript has a single exon. The coding region runs from base 1 to 753 and encodes 250 amino acids. Gene Ontology annotation, cellular component: transcription elongation factor complex. Lineage: Eukaryota; Apicomplexa; Conoidasida; Eucoccidiorida; Cryptosporidiidae. The record is from RefSeq and is a predicted model, not a curated record. Gene Ontology annotation, molecular function: RNA polymerase II complex binding. Gene Ontology annotation, biological process: transcription elongation by RNA polymerase II.